UCUUAUUUUCCCCUCACUUUCUCACACUUUAAAAUGGCGGCGUUGAGCAGCGCCGAGUCCCCACCGCCCGUAUUUAACGGAGACACCUCGGAGAGGCAGCCGGGCGGGGAGCGGGGCCUCGAAGAGCUGGGCGCCGCGCUGGAGCCCCCCUGCACGGCGGGGAUCCCCGGGGGUCCGCAAGACGAGGAGAUCUGGAACAUUAAACAGAUGAUCAAGUUGACACAAGAACACUUAGAGGCUCUUCUGGACAAGUUUGGAGGAGAACACAAUCCUCCGUCUAUAUAUCUCGAGGCCUACGAGGAGUACACCAGUAAGCUGGACGCGCUCCAGCAGAGGGAGCAGCAGCUGCUGGAGGCCACGGGCAACGGCACCGACUUCUCCUCCUCGCCGACUUCCGUGCCGGCCCUCCUGGAGGUCAAGAUGGGAGGGUGCGCGGCGGGCGGCGGCGGCGCUCAGGCGUUCCCCUCGGCGCCCAACACCCUGGCUGUCCUCCAGAAACCCACGGACGCCAGCCGGAGCAACCCGCGCUCCCCGCAGAAACCUAUCGUUCGGGUCUUCCUGCCCAAUAAACAGAGAACCGUGGUUCCCGCCCGGUGUGGGAUGACUGUGCGAGACUCGCUCAAGAAGGCUCUAAUGAUGCGAGGACUCAUCCCAGAGUGCUGCGGCGUCUACAGGAUACAGGACGGGGAGAAGAAGCCUAUUGGUUGGGACACGGAUAUCUCGUGGCUGACGGGGGAGGAGUUGCACGUGGAAGUCUUGGAGAAUGUGCCGCUCACCACGCACAACUUUGUGAGGAAGACCUUCUUCACGCUGGCCUUCUGCGACUUCUGCAGGAAGCUGCUUUUCCAGGGCUUCCGCUGUCAGACGUGCGGCUACAAGUUCCACCAGCGCUGCAGCACGGAGGUCCCGCUCAUGUGCGUCAACUACGACCAGCUAGACUUGUUGCUGGUGUCCAAGUUCUUCGAGCAUCACCCUUUCACCCAAGACGAGGUCUCCUCCGAGGGGACCACCCCCGUGUCCGAAGCUUGUCUGUCGCUCCCCCCGUCCGACUCCACCGGGUCUAUAUGCCACGCCACGCUGUCGCCGUCCAAGUCCAUACCUAUCCCGCCUAGUUUCCGGCCCAGCGAGGAGGAUCACCGCAACCAAUUUGGCCAGCGGGACCGUUCAUCCUCCGCCCCCAACGUCCAUAUCAACACCAUCGAGCCUGUCAACAUCGACGACCUGAUCCGAGAUCAGGGAUUAGUGAGGUCUGACGGAGCCCCCCCGAACCACCCUGCCCGCUGCUUGAGGAAGCACCGAACACGGACCUCAAGCCCCCUCCUAUACUCCUACCCCAAUGACAUAGUGUUUGAUUUUGAGCCCGAGCCUGUGUUCCGAGGGUCCACCACUGGACUGUCGGCCACUCCCCCUGCCUCGCUCCCCGGCUCCCUGACCAACGUCAAGGUUCCCCAGAAGUCACCGUGCCCGCAGAGGGAGCGGAAGUCCUCGUCUUCGUCCGAGGACCGCAAUAAGAUGGUGGGUUCCGUGAGAAUCGAGCUCCGUCCCGUCUCGAUUGAAUUUGUUUCACUGUGUCGUGUGGAACAGAAAACGCUGGGGAGGAGGGACUCUAGUGACGACUGGGAAAUCCCCGAGGGUCAGAUCACUCUGGGUCAGAGGAUAGGCUCCGGCUCCUUUGGGACAGUCUUCAAAGGAAAGUGGCAUGGUGACGUGGCGGUGAAGAUGUUAAACGUCACUGCUCCGACACCCCAGCAGCUUCAGGCCUUUAAGAACGAAGUGGGAGUCCUCAGGAAAACGCGUCACGUCAACAUCCUGCUGUUCAUGGGCUACACCACCAAGCCUCAGCUGGCCAUUGUGACGCAGUGGUGUGAAGGCUCCAGCCUGUACCACCACUUGCACAUCAUCGAGACCAAGUUUGAAAUGAUCAAGCUUAUCGACAUCGCCAGGCAGACCGCUCAGGGCAUGGAUUACCUACACGCCAAGUCCAUCAUCCACCGUGAUCUGAAGAGCAACAAUAUUUUCCUCCAUGAGGAUCUGACGGUGAAGAUUGGUGACUUUGGCCUAGCCACAGUCAAGUCCCGCUGGAGUGGCUCCCACCAGUUUGAACAGUUGUCUGGCUCCAUUCUGUGGAUGGCUCCGGAGGUGAUCCGGCUGCAGGACAAGAAUCCCUACAGCUUCCAGUCCGACGUCUACGCCUUUGGCAUUGUGCUGUAUGAACUCAUGUCAGGAGCGCUGCCCUACUCCAACAUUAACAACAGAGAUCAGAUAAUUUUCAUGGUGGGUCGAGGUUACCUGUCCCCCGACCUCAGCAAGGUGCGUAGCAACUGCCCAAAGGCCAUGAAGAGACUCAUGGCCGACUGCUUGAAGAAGAAGCGAGAGGAGCGACCUCUCUUCCCUCAGAUCUUGGCGUCCAUCGAGCUGCUGGCUCGCUCGUUACCCAAAAUCCACCGCAGCGCCUCUGAGCCUUCGUUAAACCGAGCGGGCUUUCAGACGGAGGACUUCAGCUUAUACUCCUGCGCCUCGCCCAAAACCCCCAUCCAGUCGGGAGGCUACGGGGAGUUUUCAGCAUUCAAGUAAGUGCUGUGUAUCUCACCAGCCCAUCUCUGGUCACUGCUCCGAAGUCCUCCGGUCGUUGCCGUGGAUUAAUUCAUCACUGGGGGAAAAAAAACAACAACAAACUGAAAUGUAGUCUUAAACGAAUGUGCCGUUAUCUUCCUCUACCAAUGACGAGAUUCCUUCCAACUUCAAAGCAGUUCAUCGGGCAACGAGCCAAAACGACAGGCAAACCGGAUCGGGAGGGGGAGAAAAAAAAAGGAAAAAAAAAAAGAAUCAAACCAUACCAAAAAAAAAAAAAAAAUAACCCAUCAUAAAUGGUAAAGAAAACCAAGCGCGAAGAUAUCCAUACCUAAACCAUUUGGAGGUGGGGUAAACUUCCCGGGUGGACUAGCCCGCCGAAGAAAAUGGCGACAAGGUGAGGACGAGGCCGAGCGGCUGGAGCUGCACUUUGGAAGGAGGCCCGCAGGGGGCGGCCCUGUGCCGGGCGCUUGCAGGCUCGCCGAGAUGAGUUGAGAAGCCGGGGGGAGCGCUCCCCCCCCCCCCCCCCCCCCCCCCACACACCUGUGACUUGAAAGCUACUUUUUCUAUAUAUAGCUAAGUUUGUCAUGCUACCACUUUAACUAGUGGUCGCAAGAGUUUCGGGUUUUGGGGAGAAAAAUGUCCGUCCAGCAAAAAAGCUUGUUGCUUUUUGCCUUCCACCCCCCUCUCAAUUCCUCACCUUACUCUUGUCAAAAUGUUUGAUAUCAUUUAGACGGGUGAAAACGCUCCCUCAAAUGAGACGUCAUCAGUAGAGCACCAAUCAAAAACAGAUUCUAUUAUUUUAUUUAUUCAUUUCAUUGUUUGCCGACAGACACGACCAUUUUUUGUUUUGGGCAAUGGAUGCACAACAUUAUUUUUUUUUUUUGCAGAGAAAAGUGGCAAAACUUUUGGGGUGAUAAAUGCGACAACUUUUUUUGACGAUAGAAGCAACAUAACAUUUUGCCUUUUUUUUUCUUUUUUUUUUCUCUCAAAAGGAGGAACAACUUUUUGGUGAUAGAAGCAGCACUUUUUUGACUACAGAACAACUUUUUGUUUAAUGAUAGAAAGGAGACAAUUAUUAUUAUUUUAAUGAUAAAAACAAGAUUUUUGGGGACAGAAGUAAGUGACAGCUUUUUGGGUGAUGGAAGCGGCAACACUUUUGUGGGGUUAGAGGUGACUUUUUUGGCAAUAGAAGCGACAACGUUUUGGAGAGGUGACUUUUUUGGGCGAAAGAAGUCACCCCGCUUUUAUUGGCUAUAGAUAUAACCUCUUUUUUUGGGUGAGAGAAUGCCCAGUUUUUUGCGAUAGAAGCAACAAAAUUUCAGGUGUGUGUGUGUGUGGGGGGGGGGGGUCAGGGGGGUUAAUAGCAGUGGGAUCCACAUUCCAUUUUUCAAGCACUGAAUGAACAGUUGACGUGGAAGUUAUUUCGGGGUAUCUUAAGCUUUUGGGGGGGAUUUUGAUUUCAAAGUACAGAUUCCAAGUUGAGGAGCACAUUUUGUGCAUGUCAUUGUUUCUGUUUCCUUUUUUUUUUUUUUUUUUUUGUGUUAAGUGGCUCUAAUAUAUAAUUUAAAAUAUAAUUUAUAUUCCAGAUCCGACUUCUUACGGCAGCCCGACUAAAAGGGCUGCGGUGCCACUUGAUGAAACGACUGUCGAUCCUCUCAAGUGUUGUGUAUUUAAGAUGGCUCUUUCGGUCACAUUAACAUGAAUUCAUUCCAGAAUGUGUGCUUUUGUUUUGUUUUUUGCCUUUGUUGUUUUUUGUACAGACCAGCAGUAUUUAUUUGUCAUUUAGUUCUUACAAGCUCAUUCUCAGAAAUAAUUUACAGCUUUCUUGCCAAGUCUGUGACUUCUACACAUUGCACUUUUGUAGAAAUUUAUUGAAGCAAAUGAGCGACUUGUCUUUUUUUUGUUGUUUUUUUUUGUUUUUGUUUUUGUUUUGUUUUGCGAAUUGCGACAAAGCACAUAGCGGUAUCCGGAGCCGGUGGCCUCACACGCUUGGCAUCCGCAGGACCCGAUGCUACCAAUUUUCUGUCAGCCUACUUUUAAUUUAGUCACGUGUAGCCACUCGCAAAGUGAAAAGAGCUGAGCUUGCGAUACGGUUUGUUGUUUUUGUUUUGGAUAUGAAGCGUGUAAUUUGUUAAGGGUUCAUGAAGGAUUAUGCUUCGCUUCCCACUUCCAGGCAGCUCCUUUUACAAGAGUAAUUUGCUAAUAUCUGAUAUUCAGUCCAUGUUUGAUGUUAACUUUGGUUUACGGUCAUGUUUGUGAUCCCCCUCAGCCAUUAAAAAAAAAUGCAUAGCAUCUGUUGAAAAGUAUUACUGGCAACUGUUUAAUCAAUUUUUCAAAUAGGUUCAUGCUUUUCAUUUUACAGUACAGAGAACAAUACAAAAAUAUGACUUCAUAUUUUAUGUCAACCACAAAAACCGCAGGCAAAAAAAGUGGAACCAUUUGACUCCAAAAAACUGAAAAAAAUAUUUAGUUAAUAAUUUGGGGUGACCGUACUUAGCGUUGGUUCCUAUAAAAGCAUGUAUCUGCUUUUUUACAUCAUAUUGUUUAUCUGAAAUGCAAAGUUGUUUUUGUUUUUUGGGCAAAGAAGAUAAAAGAAGACUUUCAAAAAUGUGGAGAUAAAUGCUUUUCAUCUGACAGCUAUUCUGUGAAGAAGGGAGAUUGUUUUGGGUUCAUUGGGAAAUUUUCAUUUUCUAUUCAUGACAAGCAUGUAUGUCCAAAUUAAAUAUUUUUAAUCCUAGAAACAAACCAGAAGAAAAAACUAAACACAAAAUUUUGACAUACAAGCUUUCUCAUUGGACAGUCAUUUUUUUUCUGUUAAAUGUUCAAAAAUAGCAUAGGGUUUAUGAAAUGAAAAGCACGUAGUGUAUCUCCAAAAUUUGGGACAUUUUUCAGCAUGUUUCUCUUUUUUUUUUUUAAAUGUAUCACACAUUUGCAUUUUCAACCAAUAGAAAUACUUUUUUGCUGUUUUCUGAUUUACCCAAAAAAAAAAAGAAAACAACGUAAGAAAAAAAACGCAAAAUCUGGAGAUGCCUCAAGUCAUUCUGGAAUGAAGACACUGCCCUUCAAAAAUGGCAUAAGGUGGCUAUGCAAUGAAAAGCAUGCGUCCCCAAAUUUUUGGAAAAUCUUUGAUACAAAACUUGACUUAUUUUGUUGUUCUUGAUGUUUUUCUGAUUUAAAGAAAAGUGCAAAGAUUCAUAUAUUUAACAUGGAACUAUAGUGUGCUAGUUUUUAAAAUGUAAAAAAAAAAAAAAAAAAGCAAAAAUCAGGAGAUACAUGCUUUUUUAUUUAUUUAUUUUUUUUACUUUUUGUGUCUCUUGGUUGUUGGAGAACACCCUCUUUAAACGGGAGUUGCGUUGUGAUAAUGUCUGUUACAUUUCUCUACUGUUUCAAUUAUUAUUAUUAUUAUUAUUUUGUUCAUUGGCUGCAGUUCAACUAUGAAGGCUUUGCUUAAGAGUUCCUCGAUGUUUGAACACCAUUCCAAGCGCAUUGACUCAGAAGUGGUCUUCUUGUCAAUAUCGGCCAGCAUAUCACAGCGUUAAACACUUUUAAUUUCCUGUAUUGUUCUGUAAUUUUCCACGUUCUACCCCCUCCCAUUGAAAUCUACUCCGUAAACUCACACUGUAAUGUAUAUUUUAGGGUUAAGAUCGCCUAUAAGUUGCCUAAAAGUGACCUCCAUUGCUUCAGUUGCUGUAAUUUCAUCCUCCCUUUGUGUCUUUGCCGCUUGCACCUUUAAAAACACCACCUAUCUAUUCAGCAGAGGUAUUAAGUCUUUAAAAGUGUUUGCUUGUUGAGUUCAUUUUCCUCCACCAUCUGUAAAUAGUGUACAAAGGGGAAGAAAAAAAAAAAAAAUCCUGGCGGUUUGCAAGGAAAGCAUGGGAGAACGACACAUGUAAAAAAAAAAAACAACAACAAAAAAACUUCAAAAUGUCCAAAAAAGACAUUUUCGAAACAGUUGCGUGUACACGGGGAAAGAAAAACAACAACAACAAAAAAAACAAUUUAAGGCUGUAUCCUAAGGAGAAAGAGCUUAAUGUAUUUGUUGUGAAUAUGAAAAACUGAUAUAUUAAAGAAGUGCAUGAAAAGUAA
This is a messenger RNA of Phyllopteryx taeniolatus (common seadragon), 6660 nucleotides long. RefSeq names its product B-Raf proto-oncogene, serine/threonine kinase (gene braf). Lineage: Eukaryota; Metazoa; Chordata; Actinopteri; Syngnathiformes; Syngnathidae. The record is from RefSeq and is a predicted model, not a curated record. Gene Ontology annotation, cellular component: cytosol; mitochondrion; plasma membrane. Gene Ontology annotation, molecular function: protein kinase activity; ATP binding. The coding region runs from base 34 to 2574 and encodes 846 amino acids. The transcript is spliced from 19 exons. Gene Ontology annotation, biological process: protein phosphorylation; signal transduction.